This is a messenger RNA of Athalia rosae (coleseed sawfly), 7417 nucleotides long. RefSeq names its product zinc finger MIZ domain-containing protein 1 (gene tna). Gene Ontology annotation, molecular function: SUMO ligase activity; zinc ion binding. The transcript has 10 exons. Gene Ontology annotation, biological process: protein sumoylation; regulation of transcription by RNA polymerase II. Lineage: Eukaryota; Metazoa; Arthropoda; Insecta; Hymenoptera; Athaliidae. The coding region runs from base 2361 to 4952 and encodes 863 amino acids. The record is from RefSeq and is a predicted model, not a curated record.
AAAGGGUGGCGAUCGUAGGCGAGAGGGUAGCACGGGAAGAAGCGGCGGAGAGGAAGGGAUAGAGGAACGGGGCUGGAGAGGGAAGAUCGUGGGUUCGUUCGGUAGGGCGCACACACCGGUCGACGACGACAGGAUUCGUCUCGAGGUGUUGUGUCGAGAGACCCUUUCCUCAAUCGCGAGGCUCCACCCACUACAGAGGACGAGAGAGUCUCCUUCUCUCUCGGAUCCGCUACAAUACUGCAAUGCUGCACGGGGGUUUGUAUAUACCCGGCGUCUGUCCGCCGCACCCGGUUUCGAGGAGUAGCAGGCACUGGUACACUACCAGCACCAACAGAAACCAGUAACCAGUACCAGAAGCAACGCCGGCAGCAGGCACCGACACAGAAAGCAUCCAGUCGGCGCGCGCAAUCUGGCAACAGUGGAUCGCUAUAACCGAUAUUGUGGCCGUGGAUUGAAUGGAGGGGAACUAGAACUCGGGUCAAACUCCCCACCCCGAAACCGGCGACCCCUCCGCGCCUCGACGACGACGAAUACGUCGCUCCUCUGCCCCUCGCGGCAACGUUUUCUCUCUUUCUCUCUCUCUCUCUCGCCAACCCCCUGGCUGCCCCGCAGCACCCCUUCGACGAGCAUCUUCGUCCUCCAGAUAUACCCUCCUGGUGCCGACGCGCUGCUGGCUGGCAGCUUGCGUAGUCCCCGUACUUCUCUCUCUAGGCUCGGGGGGGAUCCGCUCUCCUCUGUUCUCUACCCCGGAGGAAGAAGAGAGCCGAUCCAAUUCUCCCUCUCUGUUUUCAGUCUCUCCCGAACCAACGUGUACGUGUACGUGUACGUGUUUUGUACGGGGGCACGUGAAGUUGUGCGUGAGUGGAGUGCGUGCGAGAGCACAGAGUUUACCGUGGGCCGACGCUCCUGUCGCAACUCCCACCACCCCGCACAAUCGCACGAAUACCAGCGCACAAUACGGAAUUUUCGAGUGUUCGUAUGUAUGAAACGUUGUAGAGGUUUGCGUUGGUAUGCGGGUAGGUAGGUGGAUGGGUAAGGGAACGGAGGUACCACCACCACCACCACCGUCAUUGCUUAUACCUCCACCACCACCGUCGUCGUCGUCGUCGUCGCCGUCGUCGUCGUCGUCGUCGUCACCACACCACGACCGAGCACUACCAUCACCACCACCAUCAGGACGCACAACGUAGUAGAGGGCACCGGGCGCACACAGCGUCGUUGGCUUCAACAACCUCUCACUAGACAGUAUUACUUUCAACCGUUUAGCGUUCGGCCAAUGCUACCCGGACCGGACGACGGUACCAGUACCCAUUCGUAAACACUAGAGGCAAAUGUCGUGGUCGUCGUCGUUAUCUUCUCCGUUUUAUUCGUCGUCAUAUUCUUCUUCUCCUUCUUCUUAUUCAUCUUUUUCCUCUGAUUCUACUGCUUCGUCGUCGUCGUUGUCAUCGUCGUCUUCGUCGUCGUCGUUAUUCUCGUUUUCGAAGCUCCGCGUAUUCCUCGGCUCCAACCAUGACAAGCUGCUGUUGGGUGACGAUUGUGCCGCCGCGCUGCACGAGAUAUAAAUAAAUUUUGUUGGGACGGUUUUGACAUUUCUGUGAGAGUGAGUGUUCAUCCGCGCUCCGUUUUAUCCGACCCUCGUUCCACAUCCUCGUCCUCGUCCUCGUCCUCUUCGUCCUUGCUGCUGCCGCUGCUGCCGCUAUUAACGCUGCUGCAGUCAUCACUCGCCGCCGAGAGAGACCAGACUCGGGGGAUACCUAAAGGAAGUCGGUUUCAAUUAAUAAAAAAAAAUGAUAAAAGUUACACGACGAUAAGAAAGUGAUAUAUCAAUGCGUGCAGCGGUGUUGUUCAGUGUAUAGUUAACAGUCUGACAGUUCCAUUCAUUCCUCAUACGGUUGGAUACGAAUCGAGAGAAUUCCUCCUAUCUCUCAGUUAUAUUUAUUUGAAAACUAAAAAAAACCAACAAUCGACAAAAAAAACCAGCGAGUUUAGAUGUUGAUAACAAUGACAAGGUGAUGCUACGUAACUCUGGAAAGUGGAAAAUUGAUCGUUUUUACUAUCGUGAUGGAUGAUGACAAUUGACACAGUUAUGAUAGUUCUGUGUUAUGUGAAAAGUGUUUGUUCUAACCAAUUUGGAUUAUAACAAAACUCGUGGCGCGCUAUUCGCGGAGGAUAAUGUGCCACUUAAUCGGCCAUUAGGGCAACGUUGAGGGGAACGUCGUCUCAUUUAUACACGCGGUAUUUUCUUAACGUUAACAACGGCGGCGAUCGGGGUGGGAGUGCAGCCCGUGUUAUCAUCCGGCUAUCAUAACACGGCACCAUCCCACAACGGGGGUGGUGGGUCGACGCUAAGUGCUGCGGCGAUGGUGGCAGCAGCUACCGCCACGGCCACCGCCACUGCUAGCGUGGUGGCCAUGCAGGACCGCCAAGAUAUCCCCACGCAAUAUAACCAGAUGCAGAGCCAACAUGGAAUGGCUCAUCAAACGUACAAUACGGGGUACGCACAGAGAGGAGCGAUGGCUGGACUCGGUCCGGUCGGUAUGAAUAACUUUAAUAGCAUGGCGAGUAGCAUGGGCUCAAUGGGACCGAUGCAUACCAUGAAUUCUAUGAAUUCGAUGAACACGAUGGGCAGUAUGAACACUAUGAACCCUAUGGCAAUGGGAGGAAUGAACGGGAUGAACGGAAUGAAUGGUAUAAGUCCAAUGAAUUCAAUUGCCAACAUGGGUAACAUGGGAAUGAACAACAUGAUGGGACCGAAUAACAUGCAGAUGAAACAGAUGAAUAUGCAGGCACAGACUCAGCAAGGAUAUCCAAGAAGGUUAGCGCCAUAUCCCAACCCGGCGAUGCACAUGGCUCAGAAAAGGCAGCAAAAUCCUUAUCCGGGUCCAAACCCUGCCGCCAUGCAGCCGGGAUUCAACGGGAUGCAAGGCAAUCAAUAUCCCAAUGCUUACCCCGGCAGUCGGCCGAAUUUCCAAUCCCAGUAUCAGCCGAUGCAGGGAAUAAAUCCAUCGAACGCCGGUUUUGGACCAAACUCUAUGAUCCGGGGUACAACGAUGAGGCAAGCAACCCCCUCGUACAACCCGGCGGCACAAGCUGCUAAUCAGUAUUACGCCAAUAACGGAGUACCUACCAACAUGGGACCUACGUCCGUGAAUAACCAAUUCGUUGGACACCAACAGACAACAGGGUAUGGCGGUACUUCACCUUACGCUGCGACCAGUCAGUAUCAACAGGAUGUUGCGACAAUGAGAACGAGUGGAGCUGGAAACAUGAACUACCAGCAUAGUCCUAUACCUGGGAACCCAACUCCUCCUCUAACUCCCGCUACCAGUAUGCCACCUUAUAUCAGCCCCAAUCCGGAUAUCAAGCCGAACUUUAACGAGAUCAAAUCGCCGGUUAAUAUCCAGAAAGACGAGGAGCUGAGAUUAACAUUUCCGGUCAGGGAUGGUAUAAUCCUCCCCCCUUUCCGGCUGGAACAUAAUCUGGCCGUUAGUAACCAUGUAUUCCAAUUGAAAACUACCGUUCAUCAGACGCUGAUGUGGCGAUCUGAUCUCGAACUACAACUAAAGUGUUUUCAUCACGAAGACAGACAGAUGAAUACCAACUGGCCAGCGAGCGUUCAAGUUUCAGUAAAUGCCACACCAUUGGUAAUCGAUAGGGGGGAGAAUAAAACAUCCCACAAACCACUUUAUCUGAAAGACGUAUGUCAACCUGGGAGAAAUACCAUUCAAAUAACAGUUUCCGCGUGUUGUUGCUCGCAUCUAUUCGUCCUACAACUAGUUCAUCGACCAAGUGUACGGAGCGUUCUGCAAGGACUCUUGCGCAAGAGGUUACUUACGGCGGAACACUGCAUAGCUAAAAUAAAGCGUAACUUUAAUAACACAAUGUCGAAUAACGGGAUGCAAUCUGAGAGAGACCGAGAUGUGGUGGAGCAAACAGCGUUGAAGGUGUCAUUAAAAUGUCCUAUCACUUUCAAACGAAUCACGUUACCCGCGAGGGGACACGACUGUAAGCAUAUACAAUGCUUCGAUCUGGAAUCCUAUUUGCAAUUAAACUGUGAAAGAGGAUCGUGGAGAUGUCCGGUGUGCAAUAAACCGGCGCAACUCGAAGGGUUGGAAGUGGAUCAAUACAUGUGGGGCAUCCUGAAUACUACGUUGAAUACGUCUGAAGUUGAGGAAGUUACGAUAGACUCGGCAGCUAGCUGGAAACCUGCUAAGAGUUUGACGGGUAUAAAGUCCGAGGAAGAAAGCGAUUGCAAAAGAAUGAGUAAAGCCAUGUCACCGGGUAGUAUGAAUAUGCCCACAAUGAAUAAUUGGGACAUGAAUCAGGCGAUGAGCCCAUACAUACCACCGGACAUGAACAGCAUCGCAAGUGGCUCUAUGAUGAACAAUACCCCCACUACAUACGCCAACAAUAAUAUGAACCAUCGAAAUUCAUCGGGUGGCUCGUAUGACAUGAAUUCUGGGACAAAUAAUAGUAGUAAUAACGAUUACGCAUCUGGCGCAGGACCUCUAUCUCAUUUAAGCGACUCCGUCAACUCUCUUGAUCCCCUUAACGCGAUGGAAAAGUCUCUGAACGAUCAGAUGCCCCACACACCUCACACCCCACAUACACCGCACACACCUCAUACCCCUGGUGGCGGAAACAGCGGACCUCCAAGUGUACCACCAGCUUCUCAAGAAUCUACCGGAAACCACAAUACUUCAGGUAACACGAGUACAAACAUCAAUAACGACUCCACGGACAUACCCUCGGAUUUGAACUUUGACCCCGCUGCUGUAAUAGAUGGGGAGGGAACCGGACAGGAAGCUUUGAAUCUGUUGCCAGACAACGUCGUAGACCCAAUGGAAUUACUUUCAUAUUUGGAUCCCCCGGAUUUAAAUACGCCACCGAGUAGCGGAGCUAGCAGUGGAAAUCCGUCAUCUAGUGACGAUAUACUUGCACUGUUUGAAUAAACGAACGCCAGUGAUUUAAUAUAUACGUUACGAGGGAAUAAUCAAAUUAAAGCCCCAAAAUUUGGGGAGAGUGACCACCAAGUCCGUAUCCUACUGCAGAAAAAAAAAAUAAAAGUUAAAAAAAAUUCUCACAUUGUUGAAAUGGAAGAAAUAUUUCAUGUAGUAGGAAUACAAUAAAUGGGGUCACUGUGGGUGCUUUCACCUAAACAAUGGUACAAACAAUCUUAGCUCUAAUUGUAAUAUUCCUAUUGACGAAGUUAGGGCAUAUUAGACGUAGGAUAUUGGACGUACCCUCUAUCGAUGGUACCUAUCACACGCAACGUUAGCGCUCGUCUCUGAAGAACGUGAUACACGGAUCGGAGAGAACGAGAAAAUCAAACGAAACCAGUAUUUACAUGAAAUACUUUAAUGAUUGAAAUAUUUGUAAAAUUCACGUGAUACAAUCGAUCCAUGUGCAACGGUCUUCAUUUAGAAACGGUCUACUCGCGACCAAGGCUACGCCAGACAUAUAUCAGAAUCGAAAGAGAAGAAAACGAAAAGAAGAAAAAAAAUAAAUAAAUAAAAAACUACUGUACAGUAUCUUUUGUAUAUAGGUUUCACUUGAAAUUAAGUACGAUAAGAUAUUCAUCUGUUGUAAAACCACCUUGCUUAUUGAUGGAUAUAGCGCAUAUAGUGUUCCUUUCCUUUAGAAGAUAAUAGUAACAUGUGGAGACGAGUAAUCUAGGGGCUAACGGGCUGAACUGUACACUGAAAAUAAUAUUUAAGUAUUACCAGUAAAUAAUGAAAACAAUCGCGAUUACGAAAAAAAAAAAUUGAAUAAACUGAAAUUAGAAGAAGAAAAAAGAAUAAAUGAGAAAAGAAAAAUCAAGAAUACGAUGUAUCUUUGAAGUUUACCAAACGUUGAUCGUACGCCGAUAUAAUAAUUCCGAUUAUCACUGAUCAUAAAUGCGAGAGACCAAUAUUCCUAUAUUAAAUAGAAUUCCUGACAACAAACGCACAUUAUUUUGUGUUGAAGUUUUUUUUUCUUUUGUUCCUUUUGUCGGUUCAAAAAAAUUUUCUUUCACGCUUACACAUAAUUUAUAAAUUUUUAAUUGUAAGCGGUUCGAGAAUGGGUGCAAACCUCUUAAUUAUUGUCUUGACAUAUAACUACUGGUGUUAUCCGGUAAACAUAAGACCACGUGAGUGACGUGCCUGCAUUAAUUUAAAUAACAAUGAAACGACCAGUAUUACUCUUUCUUACUCGGGUGUUAAUUGGUUUUCGUAUACCAGGAUAAAUGAUAAUCUUAGAAUAAAAUAUGGGCAAUCAACUAGAAUCUCUAAAGAUACAUCGGCAAUUAUUUAGGUAUGGUCAACUCAUUUUCAAUAGCUUGUCCAUUGUACUCAUUAUAAAUUACACACAUACGCAGGCUGAUCAAUACAAUUUUCAUUUUUUAAAUCAGUGGCGGAUAUAUCGAUAUGACUUUAAUAGAAUACCGGCGCACUCCUAAUUGAUGGCAUUUUGUGCAGUACAAAUAUUAUUAUGAAAUAUUUAAACUUAUGUAAUGGUGUAAUAAUAAUAAGAAUAAUAAUAAUAAUAAUAAUUAAAUACGGUAUUCGUUAAAAGUUGAAAUGAUGUCGUGAUCGAAACGAAGAAUACUUCAUUUUUUUUGUGGAUCUUUUUUCUCUUUUUAUUUUCUCGGGAGAUGAAAGAAAAUUGCAAGCCGCUGAUGCAAAAAAAUCGAUUUGAACUUUGAAUUAGGAAAUGAAAAAAACAAAAAUUGGGCAUAACUAUACCUAAAUAAAAUUAUUUGAAACGCAAAAAAUGAUACUGGCAGAAAAACAAGAAAUUGGCCCACGAUCCCCUGCUUGCAUAGUAAUUAUUAUAUUUAUAUUUUUUUGUGAUUAAAAGAGGAGAUAUACUUAAAAGUGAUUCAUGUAGAUUAUACAAAUUUUAUAUAUUAAAAUAAUAAUAAUAAUAUUAAUAUUAUUAAUAAAAGAUAAAUAAAAAAUGUAUUUAUAUUAUUACGCGUGACACGAACGCCUGAUAAAGAAUUAGAUGCGGUCAAGUUUCUAUUCAUAUUAUAUAACUAUAUUAUAAUAACAUUAUGGAGGUUAGUUUUUAAUAUUACUUAUAUUAAGUGCGACGAUUGUAUAUUAUUUGUACAUAUGACAAAUAGAUUAAUAAUAUAAGCAAAGUGGCAGAUACUUAUUGGCCAGUUAUAACAGUAAAGAAGAAAAAAAAAUGGUUAUCUAAAUUAUUUCUCAGAACCAAAACAUACGAGAAACGUAUGGUAUUACCUACCUACAUAUACCCCUAGAAACAUUUAAAAAAAAAUAAUGAUAAUUGAAAAAAAAAAGUUAAUUAUAUGUACAAUACUAUACAGAUUUUAACAAGUACAGUUUUAAACUGUAUUCCCAUUAUUACUGACAGUAAUAAUGGUACUAUUACUACCUACCCAAUAAAGAACUAUCUACUUACUUCAAAA